Messenger RNA from Entrophospora sp. SA101, 1695 nucleotides. NCBI's taxonomy places the organism in Eukaryota, Fungi, Glomeromycota, Glomeromycetes, Entrophosporales, Entrophosporaceae. The record is from the annotation of a GenBank genome assembly.
AUGAACGAAACCAAAGACCUUACUAGUUACCUUAAACAUUAUGGCUUUUUCUUUCCCAAUGCGGAAAUUUACCAAGGAUUAGCGAAAUCUUGGGAUUGUGGACCAAAUGGUGCCGAAUUGAAAAGGAAAUUAAAAGAUUUAUGGUACCGCUUAGAUAAUUUAAUCUCUGCUGAGGAAUUUGCUUCCUUUUUGACCCAAGAAGAUAAACAAAAAUUCACCAUUUUGCAAAAUUGUCCAUCCUGUGGCCAAAAUAAAUUUACGAAACCACGACAAUUUAAUCUGCUUUUGAGUAGUGAUUUACAAAUAACCAACCAAGAAAAAAAAAAUCUCGUCUAUUUGCGUCCGGAAACCUGCCAAGGAAUAUUCAUUAAUUUUGCGGCUAUUCAAAGAAGCACCCGCAAAAAAUUGCCUUUUGGCGUGGGACAAAUUGGAAAAUCUUUUCGCAACGAAAUCACGCUUCACCACGGCAUUUUUCGCACCCGAGAAUUCGAGCAAAUGGAAUUUGUCGGCAAUAAAGAAAAAAUUAAGCAAGUAAAAUUAGCCCACGACGAAUUGCCGCACUACGCUCAAAAAACUACUGACCUGUAUUUCCAGUAUCAUUUUGGAGAAAAAGCAAUCCCCCAAGUCAUUGAAGUAUCUUUUGGCGUGGAAAGAUUAAUGUUAGCUCUUUUGACCGACGCAAUUAUUCCUUUAAGUAAACAAUUACAAGAAAGAGCCCGGCAAAUCUACCAAGAAUUAUUAACCGAAACUGAUUUUUCAACCACUUACGAAGAAGCUAGUAGCAUUGGUAAAGCUUACCGCCGGCAAGACGCCAUUGGUACUUAUUAUUGCCUGACCGUGGACUUUCAAACCUUAGAAGACGGAACCAUUACUGUCCGGGAAAGAGAUACCGGUUUAGUCGGCGGUGGUUAUCUUAUUUAUCGUGGAAAAACUAAACCCACGCCGCAACAAGCCGAACAGAACGAAAAGCAAAAAGACCAACUUAGAAGGCAAAUUCAAUUAAUCAAAGAAGAAAUAAAUUCCUGCCGAAUUAAACUGGAAAAGUCCAAAAACGGCGAAGAAGUUAAUUGGGGCAAAAGCAUUGAUGAACGGCCGAAAGAAAUUAAAUUUACUCAUGUUGAUAAAGAAACAGAACAACUCCAAGCCGAAGCAAACCGAGUUUGGAACGAAUAUUACCCCAAAGUUAAAGAACGCUUUGACAAUUUGAUAAAGACUUUUUACCGCCGAGUUAUCGAAAAAAAAGGAUUACGUUAUCCGGAAGUGGACUUUCGCGGAUUUGGACAUUUUUACAUCACAAGAGCAGAUUUGCUAAAUAAUUCAGUAGAAAUGGGGCAUACUGGUCCGCCAGCGGAAGAACCAACAGAAUAUAUUGGCGGAAAAAUAGUUAAUUUACCCAUGGAGAUUAAUCUUAACCAAGUAUAUUUACUUAAUAACGGAAAAAUUGGUAUGGAUGAACUUAUUAUUAAAUUUGCCGAGAACCCUGACGGCAGUGCGAGUUAUACCCCCCUAGACAUUAGUUUUGCUAAAUUAACGAACACUAUUGCCCACGAAUUGGCCCACGCUGUUCAAAGUGUCCUAAAUUUAUAUGAUAGCAUUAUAAUUGAUACAGGACAAGAAAAAAAAUCAGAAAUACGAAGCCAAUGCGAAAGCAGUGGACUUAGAGACAGCAAGGGCAACCUUCUUUAUCCGCAAUGA